GCCGCCCACGAUGCCGGCGAGCCCCAGCCACUUUCCUUUCCGUGCGCCAGCCGCCCAAGCUGGGCACGCCAGCAGCCCCGCGGGCUCUCUCAGCGCAGCCGGCCCCGCGCCUGGGCGUGAGCGCUGCCUCUCCCCGGCAGGCAGAGCUGGGGCGAGGCCCUGGCGAAGCAGGAAAGGAAUGCGAGUGGGAAGAGCGAGGCACAAGCGAGCGGGCAUGUAGCGGCAGAUCCCGGAGCCCAGAGGCCGGGGCAACCUCCGUCGGAGCUCACGCGGCAGAGGGCGGGCUCUCUCUGUCUCCCUCGGUCUCUCCCUCGGAAGCCGGACGGCCAGGAGCAGGAAGAAGAAGAAGAAGAGGAAAGCGCUCCUGGCAGACCACGCGGCGGCGGCGAUUCCUAGCAUCCUGGGCAGCCCGAGCCCCAUGGCGUCGGAGAAGGUGCUUCGCGAAGGGGUGCUGGAGAAGCGCAGCAGCGGCCUGCUGCAGCUCUGGAAGAGGAAGCGCUGCCUGCUGGGCGAGAAGGGGCUGCGGCUGUUCGAGGCCAGCAGCCGGGGCUCGACGCGUUGCAAGGAGAUCCCCUUCGCGCGCGUCAAAGCCCUCGAGUGCGUGGAGUGGAAGCAGCGGCACAUCUACUUCACGUUGGUGACGGACGGCGGCGCCGAGAUUGACUUCCGCUGCCCUCAGGAGGAGCCCAGCUGGAACGCCGACAUCACCAUGGCGCUGGUGCGCUUCAAGAACCAGCAGGCGGUGCAGAUCGUGCGCGCCAGGCACAGCUGCAGAGCCGCAUUUCAACACGAGGCAGCCCCAGCUGGCCAGAUUCUGGUGAAUGGGUCCAAGGAGCCAGACCCUAAGCUGAACAUGGAGAAGACAGAGGAACUGAUGGCUGUGAAUUCACCUGCCAAUGGACAGAAGGCAAUCUCCAGCUGCAACUGAACUUAGAUCCAUUUUUUUUCCUCUUCCAUGGUAUUACUACUGAAAAAUGAAGUGAUGCCCAAAGCGUACAGCAAGACCUGGGUCACAAAUAUAGCUAGAAUGCGCAUUGGUUUUCUGGCUGUGUCUUUGCUAUGAUACUUAAGACAUAGACAAAGCCCCCUCCAAACUGCUGUGGACUGAAAGGUUGCUUCUCUACACUCUUACCUAUGGUGGUCCACACCAUGGGACUUUGUAGGUUAGGUUGAAGACACAGACACAGCAAGAGUGACAAAAGAGAAUCAUUCCAUUCCAUUGUCUGCCACCAGCCUAGUGCUGGAUGGGCAAUGCAGGAAUUCACUGGAUCAUGAGGAGCGUUGGGAAGGAACUCCUGAGCAUGCCAGGAGCCAUCUGAUGAUGUCAUGGUCAAAAGGGAGCAUCCCUCCUCGGAGAACUGAGUGACUGACCUGGAAGGAGCAAUGGUGAACUGGCUAUUCUGAUCUGAGAAGUCACAUGUUGCCAGGAAGAUGCCUGCAGGACUUAACAGAGAUACCGGAUAUAAAUUUAAGCACCUUAAGGAGGAGCCUGUGUGGACUUCUGAGACUCUCUUAAAUGGGUUUUCUCUGUAGUAUUGCUCACUUGAGGCCUUCUGCUCAGAACUAAAGGACAGGAAGAGCACUGACUGGGCCAGUGUCCCAUCCUUACGACCAAUAGCUCCAGCUCAGUGAAUCACUCCGGUGUCCCACUGUACAUCCAUUUCAUUAGGUCCCUUACAUGUGUGAAGGGGCAAUCCACCUUUAACCAAACCGUCAUGUAGCUCCUUUCAGCUUUCCAUAUGUUCAGGGCAAUGUCUGCAGUGGGGAGCUUGUUGCACUCAUGUAGGCUCCCCAUGUGACUGAGAGGCCUAAUAGCACCGGGUUCUAGAUUGCUUGAGAUGUUUACAUGAGAGUAGCAGUCUCCCCACUGCAGAGGGUUGCCCUGAAAGUGUGGGAAACUGGUUGGAGCAGCACAAGUGGGAUAAAGUUGAAGGCCACCUCUUUAGUCACAUUCCCCCUUCAUGUGGGUAACAACUAAACAGGGCCUAUUACAGGGAGGAGCAUCAUGAACUUUUGAAGAGGACUACUCACAAACAUGAGCAUCCUAUUUGACCGCGCACAAGGAAGAUUGUCCUGCUCACCUUGAGGCUGUGAAUGCCAUUGACACCUUCUCAUUCUCCUGAUUCAAGGCCCAUUUACUUACUAUGGGCCAUGGCAAGGAGGCAGGCGCAGGAAGGUCUUAGGGCCCUGGUGGAACAUCUUUAUCCAUUGGGAAUGGAACUGCCAGUCUGAGAAUCCCCAGCUGGAAAAGGAUGCUAUUCAUUUUUACCAGGGCGAUGGCUGCCUGAGGGCCAAACAAUGGGUGCUCAUUUACUCCUAACUACUGGUCAUUAUGUAUAACCUUUUAUUAAUAAAAUUUCAAGAAAAUCAA
Messenger RNA from Podarcis muralis (Common wall lizard), 2371 nucleotides. It is a transcript of the gene PHLDA3, whose product is annotated as pleckstrin homology like domain family A member 3. Gene Ontology annotation, molecular function: phosphatidylinositol phosphate binding. Lineage: Eukaryota; Metazoa; Chordata; Lepidosauria; Squamata; Lacertidae. Gene Ontology annotation, cellular component: plasma membrane. The record is from RefSeq and is a predicted model, not a curated record. Gene Ontology annotation, biological process: negative regulation of phosphatidylinositol 3-kinase/protein kinase B signal transduction; positive regulation of apoptotic process; intrinsic apoptotic signaling pathway in response to DNA damage by p53 class mediator.